Messenger RNA from Tripterygium wilfordii, 2282 nucleotides. RefSeq names its product UDP-glycosyltransferase 83A1-like. Gene Ontology annotation, molecular function: UDP-glycosyltransferase activity. The record is from RefSeq and is a predicted model, not a curated record. The coding region runs from base 791 to 2200 and encodes 469 amino acids. Lineage: Eukaryota; Viridiplantae; Streptophyta; Magnoliopsida; Celastrales; Celastraceae. The transcript is spliced from 2 exons.
CCUAGCUUGCUUGUGCAAGAGAUCACAUUAUCAACAUGAAUCUUUUGACCAUAUGACAAGGUUAUCCAUCCUUGUUCCAAAAAAAAUGCACUCUUUUAAACGCUAGUCAAUGGUUUAGGUAGCCAUUGGAAAUCAUAUGACUUUCCCCUCUUUUAAGACCUCAAAUCCAUAAAGACAUUAUUACUUAACAUAUUGAUGUAAUUCUGUGUUUAUAGUUUCAGGACAAAGAGUAUCUAAGAAGAUGAAAAGGGGGAAAAAUACAUUCAACAACUUGAAAUGCUGGAAUUUGAAUAACAUAAUGUUAAGGAUCCCAAUGUUUUUUUUUCAUAGCUAUUACAAAUGAUGAGAUGAUGCACAUGAUCUAUGUGAAAUCAGAGCCCCACAUGAUCCAUAUGAAAUCGUGUAUGUCCAUCUCAGUAUUUGGGAUAAUACUGUGAUCCGUAAAACUCCUGCCUGAAUAAUGUUGAGUCUGGGCGAGGACACAAAAACUGUUUGUUUCAUGCAUUUGUAUGAAGAAAGCAAAUAUGAUUGUAAUCUUCCAUGCAACCGAAAUUGACAAACUUUACAGGCAAAACAACCUUUUAAAAACUGCUCGACACUACUCCUUAAUAAGUGGCCAAUGCAUAUUGGAUGAGAAACUUCACACAAGACAAGGAAAUCCCUAUAGAAUACCUAAUCUGUGAAAAACUAUAUAGUUCCAAUUAGGAGACACAAUUCUUGCAUCUUCACUGUACAGAACCUUGUAUUUUCGUACACCUAAUUCACAAAAGAUUGUACUAAGACAGAUACAAUGGAGUGUGGAUUUAGGACUCUACCAAGUUCUAACAGCUCCAGCAGCACCAAUGCCCAUGUACUGCUUCUGCCAUUCCCUUCACAAGGCCAUGUUGCGCCGUUCAUGAAGCUGUCACACAAACUUGUUGAUCUUGGUGUCAAAGUCACUCUUAUGAUCACUGAAUUCAUACAUAAAAGGAUGAUUACUGAGCUCACUCAGCCACGGCCAGGUGAGGAAGUGCAUCCUAUAAGGAUAGUUGCUGUCCCAGAUGGACUUGGACCUGAGGGCAAUAGAGGAGAUGUCAAUAAACUAUCUGAAAGUUUCUUCAGAAUCUUGCCUGCUUAUAUGGAAGAUUUGAUCAAGAAGGCCAGUCAAUCUGAUGGUGAUGCAAAAGUUACUUGUGUCAUAGCUGAUCCAGUUAUGGUAAGCGCAUUAGAAUUUGCUGAUAAGAUGAGGCUAAAGAAAGCUACAUUUUUCACUUCAUCACCAGGAGUCUUGACCAUGAUACUACAGCUUCCAAAGCUCAUUGAAGCCGGCAUCAUCGAUGCUAAAGGUACUGCGACAAAGAAUGAGAAGAUUCAGCUGUCACCAACCCUGCCACCACUUAGCGCUGCUGAGUUCAUAUGGAAGUGUCCUGGAUACAAGUCCAUGGAAGAAAUUGUAUAUCAAUGUACACUUACUAUCAACCAGAAUGUGAAAACCUCCAACUGGGUUCUCUGCAACUGGUUUAAUGAGCUCGAUCCCUCGGUUGAAUGUUUGAUUCCAAAUAUAUUAACUGUUGGUCCAUUACUCGGUAAUGGGCGACCAACGGGGAACUUUUGGCCUGAAGAUUUAACUUGCUUGAGCUGGCUAGAUACACAAUCUCCAAACUCAGUCAUCUAUGUUUCCUUUGGCAGCACAUCAAUCUUCAGUCAGCAGCAAUUUCAGGAGCUAGCACUUGGCCUUGAACUUUCCGGUCGACCAUUUUUAUGGGUUGUCCGGGCAGACGCUACAGAUGGGGUCUCCCCCAAAUAUCCUGAAAACUUCAUUGAAAAAGUAAGUAAUGUUGGAAAGAUUAUUGAAUGGGCUCCUCAAGAGAAGGUGCUGGCUCACCCUUCUCUUCUGUGUUACUUGACUCAUUGUGGUUGGAAUUCAACUAUUGAGGGUAUCAGUAUGGGAGUUCCUAUGCUUUGUUGGCCUUAUCUUGGAGAUCAGUUUUAUAACAGGAGCUGUGUAUGUGAUGGUUGGAAGAUUGGUUUGGGACUGAAUUAUGAUGACAAUGGAAUUAUUACUAGGCAUGAGAUAAAGAAGAAGGUGAAUGAAUUGAUUGGUAGUGAUGAUAUAAGAACAAAUGCUUUGAAGCUGAAGGAACAGGCUCAGAAUAAUCUUGUUGAAGGAGGGUCUUCUUGGAAAAAUUUAGAACAAUUUGUUACACAAAUCAUGCUUUGAAUUAAGAUGAUGUUUGCUUCAUCAUGUCUUAUUAAGGUCUAUAAGUUCAGACUACUUAUUUAUCCAUCAUUGACUUUUACAA